Spinacia oleracea (spinach) is the source of this 1611-nucleotide messenger RNA. Its product is annotated as uridine nucleosidase 1. Gene Ontology annotation, molecular function: purine nucleosidase activity. NCBI's taxonomy places the organism in Eukaryota, Viridiplantae, Streptophyta, Magnoliopsida, Caryophyllales, Amaranthaceae. Bases 390 to 1430 code for a protein of 346 amino acids. Gene Ontology annotation, cellular component: cytosol. The record is from RefSeq and is a predicted model, not a curated record. Gene Ontology annotation, biological process: purine nucleoside catabolic process. The transcript is spliced from 9 exons.
UUAGGCAAUUCCCCGGAAUAGUACAAAAUACAAUAAAGACACGCAUACCUGUCAAUGAGUCAUUAGCCACAAUUGUAUAAAUUCAAUUGGAUAUCUUCCAAACAAGAUGUAAUUAUACCCAAACGGAGAAAAUACCGAGGAUUUUUCUAUUUAUAUUCCCAAAAAAUCCUUGUAAUUUUUUUAUGUUUCUUAUAAAUACACAAAAUCCUCAUCAAGAACACACAGAAAAGGUAGUGCAAUUUUUUUUUAAUCUCUUCGAGGGUAGGAAGAAAAUCCAAUUUCUGAAUUUUGGGAAGAAAUAAUUUCUUUGUUUUUUUUCCAAUUUCCCAACCUUUUAGCAUCACUUUUUCUUCUUCCUUAAAAGUCUGGAAAAGUAUAAAGUUACUUUGAUGGGGACGAUUGAGGAGUCUGCUGAUUGUCUCUUAGGAGAAAGCAUCUCGAAUGGGGUAGUUUAUGAUUCUUCUUCUUAUUCUGCCAAGUGCGAGAAGCUCAUUAUUGAUACUGAUCCUGGAAUUGAUGAUUGCAUGGCCAUCCUUAUGGCCUUUCAAACUCAAGAGGUGGAUAUCAUUGGGUUGACUACAAUAUUUGGUAAUGUGCAGACAGAGAAUGCCACUCGGAAUGCAUUGCUCCUGUGUGAGAUCGCAGAACGUCCUGAUGUUCCCGUUGCAGAAGGCAGUCCUGGACCUCUGAAGGGUGGCAUGCCGCGUGUUGCUGAUUUUGUUCAUGGUACUGAUGGAUUGGGCAACAUAAAUCUAUUACCUCCUAAGGCAAGAAAAAUUGAAAAAAGUGCUGCUCAAUUUCUUGUAGAUAAGGUUUCUGAACACCCGGGGGAAGUAUCUAUACUUGCUUUAGGUCCAUUAACAAACUUAGCUCUGGCAAUCAAGAAGGAUUCAUCCUUUGCUAGCAAAGCGAAAAGAAUUGUGGUUCUUGGGGGCGCUUUUUUUGCUCUUGGAAAUGUGAACCCUGCUGCUGAAGCAAAUAUCUUUGGUGACCCAGAGGCAGCUGAUGUAGUUUUUACUUCAGGGGCAAAUAUUACCGUUGUUGGCAUUAACAUCACAACCCAAGUCAAAUUAACAGACAGUGAUCUUCAUGGACUAAGGGAAUCGAAAGGAAGACAUACUCGACUCCUCACUGAUAUGUGCAAAUUUUACAGAGAUUGGCAUGUGAAAUCAGAUGGUGUAUAUGGUAUUUUCCUUCACGAUCCUGUUAGUUUUGUAGCGGUUGUGAGACCUGAUCUUUUUACAUACAAGAAAGGGGUCGUAAGAGUCGAGACACAGGGCAUCUGUGCUGGAUAUACAUUAAUGGAUCAAGGGCUUAAGAAGUGGAAUUCAGAAAAUCCAUGGACAGGAUACUCCCCUAUUUCAGUGGCGUGGACAGUUAACGUCGAAGAAGUUCUAAUGUAUGUAAAGAGCCAAUUAACGCAAUCUUGAUGAACAUGGGAUGUGUAGAACUGUUAUUUUUACCAGUCUAGACGUAUAUUAACAGAGAGUUUGGGUUGUCUGUCUUGUUAAUAUUGUAACUCUCCUUGUUCAUCCAUAUUUGAAGUCUCGAGGGCUGAUUGAUUUAUGCCCACAAUUGUUUAUUAAAAAAUAUUAUCUUCUUUGGUAAUCA